Adineta ricciae is the source of this 609-nucleotide messenger RNA. The record is from the annotation of a GenBank genome assembly. Lineage: Eukaryota; Metazoa; Rotifera; Eurotatoria; Adinetida; Adinetidae.
AUGAAUUUUUUCAAGAAGGAAAUUGAAAAAGAAGUUACUAGCCAUAGUCAAUCCAAUUCCGGUGGUGCUUCUAACGCGGGCAAUCAAGGGAUAGGAGGUGGAAUAUUAGGUGAAGUUGAACAAGCUGUGGAAGGAGGAUUCAACUCUAAUAAUACUGCUGGUAACACAAAUGAAUUAGUUAGUGAUAUAGAAAAAGUCGCGGAAACAGCAUUGAACUCAAAUUCUGGUGGUAGUGGAGGACUUUUGGGUGAUGUGGAAAAAUUCGCAGCUGGGGCUUUGAAUUCUAAUUCAGGUGCUGGUGGUAAUGGAGUUCUGGGUGAUAUUGAAAAAGCCGCUGUAUAUAAACUCGAUGAUUUAUAUGCACUACGCAACAUUUUCAAAAACACAAAUCAAAUCAAGAUGAGUUUUGUUCGAAAUGCCGAAGAAGCCUUCGUCGACAAUAUGGCUGAUCGUGUAAUCAACGAUAUUGUUCCCGGUGGUAGCGGUUUGGUGGGUGGUACUGUUCAAACUGGCGUGGAUCAAUUUGUGAACAAUGACAUUAAUCGAGAUUUAUUCGGUGGCGGACUCGGAAGUGGUGGUGCACCGACAAAUGGUGGUGGAUUUUUCUAA